Prunus armeniaca (apricot) is the source of this 1062-nucleotide messenger RNA. Lineage: Eukaryota; Viridiplantae; Streptophyta; Magnoliopsida; Rosales; Rosaceae. The record is from the annotation of a GenBank genome assembly.
AUGUCAGAUGUGGAAGAGAAGAUGAAGAUGUUGGGAUGUAGCAGAGCCACAGCUCAACAAGAGAUUGGGGACACCUUCGCUGAACGUGCUGAAGCUUACUACAAAAGACGUCCUCAGCUGCUCUCCCUGAUUCGAGACUUGUACAAUUCCUACCUCACCUUAUCUGACCGUUACAUUCAAACUGUCGCCAAGACUCAGCAUCACCGUCCACCCUCUUCCCAAAUCUCAGUAAUAGAUAAUGACUACUAUGACUAUGACGACCAAGAAGAAGAUGAUGAUGCUUACACAAGCCACAUUGAUUCGGACGUAGAGAGUUCCAUCUCCUAUCAGCAAUUGCCUCCAACAUUACUACUCGCUGCUUCUGCUGCUACUCAACAUGAUGACACCAUGUUGUUUGAUUUAGAUUCCAUCGUUACGGAGAUUGUGGUGAAGAAUGUUGAAUAUGAUGUCUUACUUGAUGAGGCCAACAUCACGGAGAGGCGAUACAAGGAUGCAUCCAGGAAGAUAGAGCUGCAGAAGAGCUUGCUAGAGGUGUUGGAGUCUGAGAGGCUCAUCUUACUCAAUGAGAAUGCCAAGUUGGGGUAUACAGUGGGUGCCUUGGUGGAAGAGAACAAAGCCCUUGCGUCCGAGUCUCUCUUCAUCAGGAGGAAGGCUGGCGAGCUAGCUCGGUGUUUGCUCAAGACGAGGGAAGACCAGAGGGUGUGCAUGCUUAGCCGUAAAAUCGAGGACCUUCAGGGACAGAUUUAUGGCUUGGAGAAGAGGAACAAGGACUACUAUGAGCAACUUGUGAAGAGAGACCAACGAUCCUUUCAACUUGUACAAGAAGAAGAAGAGAGUUGCAACAUCAACAAGAGCAAGAUAAAUGGUAAUCAGGUGAAUUUGGAGGUUUGCUUUCAGAUACGGAAGAUUAGUCGGAGGCUGAUCAAGAGAGGAGGUAAUAGUAAUGGUAGUGGGAAGGAGAUUGGCGUCGGAAAGGAGAAGAAGGGUUCUUCUUCUAGUUUGUGGGAAAGGGUCAAGAACAUGGAUUUGUUUCUAUGUGGACGUAAUCAAAACUCUACGUAA